AUGUCUCUGCAGGAUGAUCAGGGUCUGGUCAUCACAUAUUUUGUGCAGAGUAUAAAUAUAGUGGUGUCGUUUUUCUUUCCCAUUCGGCAUCUUUAUACAUCCUUCCCCUCAGGGCAAAGCUCUUUAGAUUAUCAAUUUUUAGCUUCCUUUGUGUUUAGUGGCACUUCCGCAUCGAGUGCAAAAGAGUGCACAGCCUUUCCCUUUCCUUCUCUGCCUGACACCAUGUAUGGCCAAUCUCCUCCGCCAGGCUCCCAUGUUCUAAAUUCCAUGCCGUCUGCCAGUCUGCCUGGGUUCUAUCCCAACCUGAACAGUGGCGGUGCGAGCCCCCCUGGCGCGUAUAACAACUAUACUGCUGUGGAUCCAAACGGCCGCCGAAGCUCCGUCCAUGAAACAAAUAACAUCUGGGCGUCACCCUCCACUAACCGCCAGCGCCGCUUCUCGGUUGAUUUCUCCAUUUUGGCUCCUGAACGGGGGCCCAGCGUGCACUCAGACCCCUUUUCCGUGCCAUUGGCUGCACGCACCACCAAUAUUCCAGCGAGUGCCGCAUUUCCUCAGAGUUCUUUCUUUGCUACCCCUUCUGAGCGGUGGGAUAUGCAGAGGCGUACGCGGGAGCAGCCGGCUGCUCAUCCGGGCGGGCUUUUGGGAGAACCAAACUUUUUGCCUCAUAUCGAGCCGGGCGAGCUCUUGGCUCCGCCCGAAUUUCGGGGUCGUCACUCGACAGGUGACAUUUUUGGCCCUCGGCAGCAUCCUAUGGGCUGGAACCGUCCUUCAUGGGCAGCUGAAUUACACCACGGUAUCUCUGAAAGUUCCGAUCGUCCGGUAGAUCCCACCCGAGUAGAUUAUGCACCAGAGUAUGCGCCUGAACAAUCGCUGUUGCAAGCGGCGCACGCAAAAGAAAAGGCCAAAGAGCCGUACCAAAUUCCUCCAGCAGUUCUCGAGUACUUUUCGGCAGACCCGCAUAAUCGGGUCAAGGUUACAGCCGAGUACUUGGAAAAGCGGUUUUUCGACGAGGAAAAAUACUUGGACAGUCUGUACCAGCUUCCAAAAUUCCCUCUGGGCAGCGCAUCGCACGAGCACCAAUUGGUUUUGGUGGCUUUCAAAGCCGGGCGUGUUGACGUGUUCCAUUUGCCCGAGCAUCCCAAUCUCAAGUCUUUGCAAGUGGGCGAUUUGGUGAUCGUGGAGGCGGACAGGGGCAAGGAUCUCGGUCGCAUUGUCAAGUUCAAUGUGUCAAUUGACGAGGCCCGCCUCUUGAAGCUUUUGGAGUACUUGGUACAACAAGCAGCGUUGAAUGAACACUCGCUUGAUGAUCUUUCAGUCAAACUGCUUCAUCACAUGGGGGGCCAUGGACCACACCAAAACCAUGCUGCUGGAUGCGCUCCUCCUACGCUUCAUGCUCCCAAAGCUAUCUUGGCUUUGGCCCAACAGAGUGAGAUCCAGCAGAUUUUGAAUAAGAAACAGGACGAAGAAAAAGCAUGCCGGCUUUGUUUGUCCAAAAUUGCCAAUGCAACCAGUUCGCAAGAUGAGGUACUGCUGGCAUCUUCGGAGUUGAAGAACAUGCGUUUGGUGGAUGCGGAGUACCAGUUCGAUCGGCGUAAGCUUAUUUUCUACUACUCCACAACCAAGCGAAUUGAUUUCAGAGACUUGGUGCGCGAGCUCUUCCGCAUCUACAAGACAAGAAUCUGGAUGUGUGCUGUGAGCGGAACACCUUAUUCUGCUCGGAAAGCUAGAAGACAGAACAAGGGUCUGUCCCACAACGAAGAAAAAAACAAUAGUGUGCCAGGUCUCGAGAACAAUGAUGUCGGCCGUUUUCCAGAAUUUGGCGCGUCCCAUAAUGGUGCCAAAGUGAACGUGCCACGUGAGUUUCAUGCCAUCAGAGAACUGUCAUCUUCAGAUGAUAUGGCUUUGGAUGGUGGAGAAUCACUUGUAUUAAAGUCAUUGGUUGAUACGUUAGACCGGUAA
Messenger RNA from Clavispora lusitaniae ATCC 42720, 1959 nucleotides. RefSeq lists its product as uncharacterized. The record is from RefSeq and is a predicted model, not a curated record. Gene Ontology annotation, cellular component: cytoplasm. NCBI's taxonomy places the organism in Eukaryota, Fungi, Ascomycota, Pichiomycetes, Serinales, Metschnikowiaceae.